UGUUUUGUCUUCAUGGACGUUGAACCAGAUCCAUAGUUACCACUGCAUUAGUCCCACGUCAGUAGUUUACAUGCUAUUCCACCGCUUUAUCAAGCUCGGCCUCGGCUAUCAGUAAGUGGAAUAACUAGGGACAUGUACAGCAAUGCGGUAGAGCUAUAUCAUAGUUCUAUAGGGUUGCGAGCGUAUUAGAUGAGUCACCUUUUGUGCUAAACAGAGGAGUAAACAUAUGUAUUGCAAGCUGAGAACAGCGAUUACAGAGUUUCAACUAUAAAUCAUGCUGUAUAUUUUUACUAAUAACUACAGAAGGUUAUUGCUGAACUGACCAGUGAGCAUUAUGAUCUUUCUUGCACAGUUUACACCUGAGAUGUGCGUGGAUUGUCCAGGGAAUAAUGAACUAUCUCCUGGCUCGAAGGGGCUUCAGAUACGUCCAACAUUAUUUGAGAUCCGUCAUCACAGUUUGGAGAAUCUUUGAUGCCUAGGGAGCACCUUAUAGAGGGCGCCAUCGCUGUUCCUUUUGUUUCUCAUCGCAUCCCUGCUGUCGCAAAGUUAAAGCGGUACAGCAAUUUCAUCAUUGACGAUUAGUUAGCAUUAAACCCCACUGGCCUCAGAUUUUUUGGGUGUGCUGGUGCACCUAGAUCCACCCCACUGCUACACUGAUAUCUUCCACCUAGAUUAAUUAGCUUCUUCAAACUGCCAGAUCGAUCUACUUUUCUUUGGCACACUGCCUCAAUCUGGUCCCUUGAAGCUACAAGGCCUAUAAGAAAGAUGCUCCUUGAGUUUUAUUGUUGAAAGAUAGCUGGAAUACAAGAACAGAGUAAACUAUUUGGCUAGCUAGCGUACAAUUUCCCGCAGAUCUAGAGAAAGUUUUGCAUGUGCUUGCUAACAAAAUGUCCGUAAACAUGACAUAGGGGUCAUGAUAGGUUGUAGCCAAUGUGAAUAUGAGCACGUUUUUAUGACGUGCCAUAACAUGUUCGUAACCAUGACUAGAGGUUCAUGAGAUGGCUAAAUUGUAGAUAUGUAUAACCAAUUAACCAUAAAGAACUGGAAACUGCCAAGAGAAAAUUUUGUGGAGAGAUAAGCCCAACUGCCAAUGAAGAACCGCAAACUGCAUUUUUAAAUGCAUAAACUGUUCACAAAUUGAAGUAUUUCGUUCUGUUUAUUGUUCGGCUUCACUAUCUGUGGAGUAUUUUCUCUCUAUGAAAGGAAGAAAGGAAAGGCUAGGGCCUCCUUAAAUUUGCUCUGGCUUAGAGACAAAACUCUGUUCUUUUUGUUUGCAGGCUACACACCUUAAUGUGUACCUUACCAUGUCGACAGCUAGCUGUGUUAGAGGAGGAAGUUCUCCUAUGUGCUUUUCUUUUCUUGCCUACGUUUGAGAUCCAAAUAGUUCAGGAUGCUAGCAAGAAUAUAUGGGGGAUAGUUUGUCGAAACCUGCCACAAUUCAAUAGUUGCUGACUUCAAACUCUGUUUAUGUAGUGUGUUGACGAGGCGAGCAUGCAUUAUGUGCCUCAUGAUUUUGUAAUUAUAUUUCAUGAUUUUUGACUCUUGUUGAUGUGAAUUUUGGUUCUCGUGGACGACCGUGUAAAACAUGAGUUGAGUUAUGUUUAUUUGUUGGCUUAUGUAAUGUUUGUGCACCUAUGCUAGCCAGGUGCACAUACAGAUUUGCUCAAAAUUUCUGUUCCAAAUACGAAACCAUAGAGUAUAAAGCCGUACGUGAUAACUUGUUUUAAAAAUUGUUUUCCAACCUGAAAUAAAUAUCCCAUGUAUUCGACCUUUUUUGUAAGGUGGGGGCUUAGUAAAAUACAUGUAAUCUGCUUACACCUGUAAAGUUCCACUAAGCCCCCAAACCUCAAAGGAACUUUGGGUGAUAAAAAUACUACGUUCUUUAUUAUACCUUUGAGGCUUUGAGGUUUUAGCAAGUACCUUUCGGCGGAUGAAUCUGACAAAUACUUCACCAUCCAUCAUGCCAGAUAUCUUUUUGUUUGAACUAACAAUAUGGAUGUAAAUUAAACUAAUGACUAAAAAGAUUAGACAAGGUUAUCAACCUGACAACAGCCCACGUUCUGUAAUUAGUUAGUUAGCUCUGUCCUAACUAGCUGUCUGCCACUGUUAUUGCGUUCAAGUGUAGAUAAGGACAAGAUGUUUGUCAUGGCAGUAUGUUAUACAGUCUGCCAGAAUGCUCUGAUUUAUUUAUUUAAAGACAAUGCUAUGAUGAGAACCCAAUGCUAUGAUAGAGUUAAAUAAAUAGUUAGGUAGCUUUCUUUCGUUCAUAUACAACAGGAGCCCCAUCUUCCUCUUCAACAUGAUUGAGGUGCAUACAGCAAACUGUCCAGUCUCCAGAGCUGAAUGAGCAGGAGGACAUCCAUCCAUCCAUCCCAAAGGUAUGUUGGUGAGGCAGUUCAAGUGUACUCCUGCUUAAAUUUGACCUCAGUUUUACUAUUGCAGCAAAAUCUAGCAAGUACAAUGACGAUGGUGCUGGAUGCAUUUGCAUCCUACCUGGGGGACUUGCUCAAGCAGGUGGUAGAGGAAGAGCUAGGAACGAUGUUGGGUGUCUCCGGCGAGAUCGACAAGUUGGGCGACAAGUUCCAGGACCUCAAGAACUUCCUCGCUGACGCUGAUAGGAGGAACAUCACCGACGAGACUGUGCAAGAGUGGGUGGGGCAGCUCAAGCGGGCCAUGCAUGAAGCUGCUGACAUCCUCGACCUUUGUCAGCUCAAGGCCAUGGAGCAUGGAUCAUCCACCGUAAAUGCAGGGUGUUUUAAUCCCUUGCUUUUCUGCAUGCGCAAUCCCUUCCAUGCUCAUGAGAUCGGCACCCGUAUCAAGGCUCUCAACCAGAGGCUUGACUCCAUCAAGGAGCGCAGUGCUGCUUUCAACUUUAUCAAUCUCAGGUCCUAUGAGGAUCAUAGCAGUCAUGGUAAUCUUAGCUGGGAGACGAUAGGGGACUUUGACCAGUCGGCUGUAGUUGGGGACAAGAUUGAAGAAGACACAAGAGCACUAGUGGCCCAGAUCAUGCAAACCGGAAAGGUCAAUGAUGACAUCAUGGUGGUUGCCAUCGUAGGUGCCGGCGGGAUUGGCAAGACCACCCUCGCGCAGAAGGUUUUCAAUGAUGAGACCAUCCAAGGUGAGUUCAGUAAAAAGUUAUGGUUGAGCGUCAACCAAAACUUCAGUGAUGUUGAGCUGCUGAGAAGAGCCAUCAUCGAAGCCAGAGGAGACCACUCAUCAGCUGGGAAUGUAAAGGCCAUGCUUCACCAAACCCUCAAGGACACCUUGAUUGGCCAAAAGACUUUACUCGUAAUGGAUGAUGUCUGGGACCAUGGAGCAUGGGAGAAUGUGCUCAAAAUACCCUUUGUCAAUGUUGCUGCUUCGGGAAGCAGAGUUCUUAUCACCACUAGAGAUGAAGGCGUAGCUCGACAAAUGAUAGCCAUAUGGCCCUACCACCAUGUUAACACAUUAUUGCCUGAAGAUGCUUGGUCAUUGCUCAAGAGGCAGGUACUCUCAAGUGAGAUAGAUGAAGACCACACAAAUACGCUAAAGGAUAUCGGACUGAAAAUUAUAGAAAAAUGUGGUUAUUUACCACUUGCCGUUAAAGUAAUGGGAGGACUAUUGCGUGAAAGAGGAGGGCUACAUCGUGAUUGGGAGCAUGUUUUGGAUGAUUCUAAAUGGUCAGUAACUAAAAUGCCCCCAGAGAUCAACUAUACAGUAUACUUAAGCUAUGAAUAUAUGCCUUCAUAUUUGAAGCAGUGCUUUCUAUACUACUCUCUUCUUCCUAAAAGUAAACCUUAUAAUAUGGAUCAAGUAGUUGCAAUGUGGAUGAGCGAAGGUUUUCUUCAUGGAAACUCUAGUGAUUUAGAAGAAUUGGGAAGAAAUUACUACAAGGAGUUGCUAUCCAGGAACCUUAUAGAGCCAGAUAACUUGUAUGUUGCUCCAUGGAUUUCCAGCAUGCAUGAUGUUGUUCGCUCAUUUGCUCAUUACAUGACUAAGUAUGAAGCACUCAUAGCUCAAGAUGGAGACACUGAUAUUCUUACUAAACUUAGUUCGCAAAAGUUUCUUCGGUUGACCAUAGAAAGCAAUCAAUUGCAAUCAGGUGAAGUUGACUGGAAAUCUCUACAGGAGCAACAAUCGUUGAGAACACUAAUCUCAACUAUCCAGAUCAAGAUGAAACCCGGUGAUUCAUUGAUUAUGUUUUCUAGUCUGCGGACUCUACAUAUAGAAUUUGCUAAUGUGGUUUCAUUGGUUGAAUCGUUGCAUCAACUCAAGCACCUGAGGUAUUUGAAGCUAGUAAAUACCAAUAUAUCUGUACUUCCAGGGAACAUUGGCAAGAUGAAACUAUUGCAAUUCCUUGACCUUCAUGGAUGUGAAAAUUUGGUGAAUCUUCCUGGUAGCAUUGUGAAACUUGGCCAGCUGAGGUUACUUGAGCUUCCCAGCAUAAGUGUGAUACCUGGAGGGUUCCGUACCCUAACAAAUAUGAGGAAACUAAAUUGGUUUCGAGCCCAUAUGGAUGGUGAAUGGUGCAGUUUGGACGAGUUAGAGUCUCUUUCCCAACUCAGGUUCCUUAGUUUAUAUAAAUUGGAGAACGUAUCUGCUGCCUCGUGUGCUGCUAAUGCUAGGCUUGGUGAUAAAAAGUAUCUUAUCAGACUGUCUUUAUUCUGCACCAGCAGACUGGAAAAUGAUGGGUUGAUAAAAGAGAAAGAAUGUAUCCCUGAGGAAGAGCAGCGACGAAUCGAGAAGGUGUUCAAUGAGCUCUCCCCUCCACCCAGUAUAGAUAAUAUUAUAAUGGGUGGUUAUUUUGGCAAGCAACUCCCAACUUGGAUGAUGUCUGCAAGUCUCAUCCCGACCAUGGUGCCCCUCAAUAACUUGACAUAUAUUAUGUUUGUUGACCUGGCGUGCUGCAGACAACUUCCCGAUGGGUUGUGUCAGCUCCCGAACCUGCAGUUCUUUAAGGUAGACCGUGCUCCAUUCAUCAGGCGUGUUGGGGCUGGAUUCUUGCAGGCUGCGGCUACUCCAUUUCCGAGGUUAAAUGAGAUGUACUUACUAGGAAUGGUGCAAUGGGAAGAGUGGGAGUGGGAGGAGCAAGUACAAGCCAUGCCUAGGUUGGAGAAGCUUAUGCUCAGGAAAUGCAAACUGAGGCGUAUUCCUACAGGCGUUGCCACCAAUGCAAGGGCUUUGAAGGAAUUAUUUCUACAAGACGUCCAACACCUCAACUACCUUGAGACCCUUCCUUCUGUUGUUGAGCUUACAAUGCUUCGAAUCCCCGACAUGGAGAGGAUCACUAAUCUCCCCAAUCUGCAGAAGCUCACGAUCACCGAUUGCCCAAAGCUGAAGGUGCUAGAAAGUAUCCCUGCACUUGAGAGGUUGAUCCUGCAGGAUUAUGUCAUGGAAGAACUCCCAGAAUACAUGCGAGAUAUAAAGCCAAGGAUAUCGCUGCUAUCUUCAUUAGCCGCGGGACAAUCUGGUCCUGAGUGGGACAAGUUCAGCCAUGUGGAGUAUGUCAAGGCAUAUGCAUGUGAUGGAAACAACCCAAGAAAAUGGUACGUUCUAUACACAAGAGACAAUGGCAAGCUGGAGUCCAAUAUUAGCAGCUCUACCGUAUUUGAAGGUACAGAAAAUCAAGCAUACAAGCUUUGUCUUAAUUUGUUUGAGCACUCUGAUUCUGCCAGUUUAUAA
Messenger RNA from Triticum dicoccoides, 5661 nucleotides. RefSeq names its product putative disease resistance protein RGA3. The transcript is spliced from 4 exons. The coding region runs from base 2344 to 5661 and encodes 1105 amino acids. The record is from RefSeq and is a predicted model, not a curated record. Gene Ontology annotation, molecular function: ADP binding. Lineage: Eukaryota; Viridiplantae; Streptophyta; Magnoliopsida; Poales; Poaceae.